GUUUGUUAACAGAGGAACUACGGUUUCUUGGUCACGUGAUGUGUCUAGGAUGCCAAGAGAUUAUCGGAACUCCUCGGCCUUUACCUCCUCCGGGAAUAUUAAGCAGAUAAUGGCGCAUCUCACAGAUUAAGUAUGACCUGACGUGAAUCUUUCGUACAAGAUGUCGGUCUACGAUGAAGAGGAGUCCCGCAUGGCACUUCGGUUGUACCAUGCUGUAGAGGAAAACAAUAUGAAGACAUUGAGACUGCUUCUCGUUAAAGGCGCAGACAUUCAUUACAAAUUUUUCGAUGAUAAAUCACUUCUUCACAUUUGUUGUGAAAAAGAUCGUCUGGAAUGCGCCAAACUUUUGAUGGAAUUCGGAGCAAAUAUUCGGUCGUCCGAUGAGUGGAAUAUGACGCCGCUAAUGUACUGUAUGGUGAGACAUUUUUGUGACAUCGCUAAAGAACUGUUGUCACGUGAUGCACACGCUGUCCACUCACAGGACAGGUUUGGGAAGUCUGUCAUUCACUGUGCCGUGGAAUCUGGGUCAGUUGAACUCUUGAAUCUUGUGUUGUCACAUGGUGCUGAUGUCAAUCAGACAGACUGGUACGGAAUCACGCCGCUUAUGACUCUUUGCGCAGGCACUGGAAUAAGACAUACCACUGAGCUUUGUCGCGUGCUUCUAGACGCAGGCGCAGACUUAGAGUUGAAGGAUGUCCGGAGCAAGCGCACUGCAUUACAGUUUGCAGCGGUGCAGAAAAACACUGACCUUGUCCAGUGUUUGGUAGCCGCUGGAGCUGACCCUAACACUACGGACAACGCUAGCCUUACUCCACUGACCAGUGUCAUAUUCCAGUUCUAUCGUCUAAAGAAUUCCAGCUGCGAUGUGAGUGAUGAUUUGAUGACUAUAGUGAUCAUCCUGACCCAGGCCGGAGCCAACCUUAACCUUAACACUCGGGAGAGCUCUAACCCUUUAUACAUGGCCGUGACGUUUAAAGUGGAGCCCCUUUUAAGGUUCUUCCUCGACUGUGGGGCCGAUCCAAAUGUCGUAUUUCCAAUGGGCGUGACGCCAUUACUAUCGGCUGUGAAGAAAAAAGACGCUGCAUGUGUUCGCGCUCUCCUUAACUGGAGAGCUCGCUCGAACAUCCGGGGACGUGUAUUUAAAACAGCUCAUGUGCACGACCAGUACUGGGUGGACGCCAUGGGACUUGCUGUGGAUCAAGGGUGCUGGGACAUUGUCCUCCUGUUGUACUCCGCCGGAUAUAACAUAAGCAGACUUCAAUACCUCCGGGAAGGGGUACCUGACUCGGAUAUUCCCGAGUCUCUAUCACGUGAUAAAGACAUGUUCACGUACCUGCAGUACUUAGCCCGAAACCCUAGGACUCUGUUUCAUUCGACAACUUUGUGUAUGUGGGACAGUUUGAAAAAUAACAUACAGGAAAACAUCUAUCAGCUUCCGCUUCCGACAAGGAUUAAACAGCUCACGUCUCCAGAGUUUGUCCUGGGUUGACCGUUUUGUUAUGUGUUUAUAAGGCCAUUUUAUCUGUAUGCUUGUCAUUACUAUAAUACAAAUAUAAAUAUCGUAUAGCAGGUCAUCGAUGUUAGCUUUUUAUACAUAUUGUAAGUAUCUAAACCACUGUUUAAUAAAUUGAAAAUGCAUCAAAUUGUC
Messenger RNA from Pecten maximus, 1648 nucleotides. Its product is annotated as putative ankyrin repeat protein RF_0381. The record is from RefSeq and is a predicted model, not a curated record. Gene Ontology annotation, molecular function: protein binding. The transcript is spliced from 4 exons. Bases 161 to 1489 code for a protein of 442 amino acids. NCBI's taxonomy places the organism in Eukaryota, Metazoa, Mollusca, Bivalvia, Pectinida, Pectinidae.